GUUAUGUGUACCUAUUUCAUCACAAUUGACACCAGAUGGCAUCCUAGAUUAACAAAGACCUACUUUUAAAUAUAUAUAGGUAUUAAUUUAACUCAGAAAAUCAUAAGUAAGCACGAAUACUUAUUAUUCCAGUACCUAAAUUCUAAUAAUGUGAAUGAAAAUAAACAAAUUAUUCAAACUUAGUAGAUAAAUUAUAUCCGCUAGGUGCGCCACCGUCGCAUGUAAUUGCCGCAUGCGUAAAACAUUCCUCUAGUUUUCAAUGCUCAUGAAAUUCAUGAAUGGCGUUCGUUCACAACUGAUCGUCUGUAGUAAUAAAUAAAUUCUUAUGUUAAUGUUAAAAAAUGUUAGUUAAAAUCUCUUACAAUAAUAGUGACGAACCAAUUAGGUAGUGUUGUGAUUUACACGCGGUGAAUUUCCCGCCAAUUAUUGACAAUAAAAAAUAAACCAACAAACAUGUCGAGUAGUCCGUUUCCAUACACUUGCGAACUAUGCGGCGCCGAAGGUCUGACAGACGAGGGAAUGCGCUCCCACACGCUAGAGGCGCACGUAGCUGGAAGGCCAGACUGUCCGUUCUGCGACUGUGCUGUCCCCCAACCACAGCUGGUGGGGCACGUGCAAAGGGCACACCUCCAUUACUUAACACCGGAGAGAGAGCUGAUGGCGUUCAUUGAUGAUCAAAGUCCCAGCUUCGAUGAGGACUCUAAAAUGACUACAACAGACAGCUGUAGCUACAACACCCCAGGUUCAAUUAACGGUUGGCAUAGCCCUGACACAUCUUCAUCCUUCCACAAUGGAGCCAUCUCCAAAAACACAUACCACAAUGGAUACCAAGACAAAGAAGGGUAUAGAAAUGACAGAGACGAUGAUAGAUGUACGCGGUCCCCAAAAAAUAUAAAUCUUGCUAACGGCUUAAAAAAUAUAAAUAUCAGCAAUGGUAUAAUUCCAAAGAAGAUUCAAAGUAGACAGAGUUCUCACGACGGUGAUGUCAUAAAUGGACUUGAGAAAAAAGGUAUACAUUCGAGUCCAAGCCACCAUAAUAGUGGAAGUUACGAAGGUUCUCCUAAUAAAAAUAAGUUAAUAAUGGCAAGUGCAGGCCAAGGAUCUCCUUUACGAUCGCAACUAGCUUUAAAACUGAAACCCAACACACCUAAAAAAACAGCACCUACUCCAAGUCCAACAGUGCAGUGUCUCUUAUGUGAUUUCACAUCAACAUGUCCAAGAAAAUUGGAAGAGCACAUAAACCGCGCACAUUUCGAUCUUACAUCUCCAUCUGUGAUUGGAAAUGCUAAUGCUAACACGGACAACCCUACCCUGGGAGUUACUAAUCCCACAUUGACUUUAGAGAACCCAACGUUGGCAUUGAGUGCCAUGGCGAUGUCACCAGGGCCCCAUAGUUCAUCUUACCAGUGCCCUAUAUGUGACAAAGAAUUUACCAACUGUUCUGAAGUCGAAGUGCAUGUCAAUGUUGAACAUCGGGAUAUCCUCAGUCCACAGAAAACUGACCAAGUGGACAAUGCCUCCUGUGAGGAUGUGGUGAUGAUGGAGGAGAGCCCAGUCAGCAAUUGUCCAGUUUGCUGUCAGCCCCUGCCAUUGUCACAGCAUGAGUUGAUUCAACACAUAGAGGAGCAUUUCGAGCGAGGCGAAGAAGGUGCAUCAUCUCUCACUGCAGCUGAACGAGAAGCACAACGAAAUAGGGAGGAACAUGAAUUUCAGCUACUGAGAGCCCAGUACGGCAUGGAGGAGGAGGACGAGGAGGGCUACACGAGCCGCGCGAGCAACAGCCUUAAGCGCGCCGUGUACAGCGGCGCGCUGUCCGUGGCCGGCUACUACGAGCGCAGCGUCGGCCUGCGCCGCGCCUCCGCCGCCGGCCGCGAUGCAGGCGCCUCACGCACCGACGGAAUUUUAGAAAGGAUAGCUCAACUAAAUGCUCAGAAUCCAAGUAUAGUGAAGACUUACUUAUGUAGCGGAGUGGACCACUACGCGAGCACUUACGGCGACAGGGGAUGGGGCUGCGGGUACAGAAACAUGCAAAUGGUGCUGUCUUCGCUGCUGAAGAAUCCCGAGUACGCGUCGCUGCUGAGCGGCGUGGUGGAGUGUGACUGCGUGCCGUCCAUACCGCGCCUACAACUGCUCGUCGAGAGCGCCUGGAAGAUGGGCUUCGACACGCAGGGCUCAGAACAAUUAGGGUCCAAAUUGUACAAUACUAGAAAAUGGAUUGGUGCCUGCGAAGUGGUCACCGUACUGUCGUCGCUUAGGAUAAGGUGUCAGCUAAUAGACUUCCACAAGCCGACGGGCGCGGACGGCAGCCACCCCGCGCUGUUCGACUGGGUGCUGCGCUACUUCGAGAACGACCCAAACGGCUUCAAGGCCCCGCUCUAUCUGCAGCACCAAGGCCACUCCCGUACAAUAAUAGGGUAUGAAAAACACAAAGACGGCAAGGCGACAUUACUAGUGCUAGAUCCAUCACAUUCACCCGCACAAGUCCGCGCGGUGGUGUGCGGCAGUAAUGCGGCGAGCGGCGGUGCGCUGCGGCUGCUGCGGCGCGGCGCACCCGCCCUCCGCGCGCGGCAGUACCAGCUGCUGGCCGUCACCGGCGUCUGCGCCUCGCAGGCCGAGUACGAGGCCAGCAAAGUCCUCCAGUCUGUCCGCAUACCAUAGGACAGGUGAGUGGGGCCACGCCCCUCGUCCUGCACAUUCAGAGGCCUAUAGUACAUACAUACAUCUCAAUUAUAACGAAAACUUCAUUGCGCAUAGCUAUAACGGUUUCUUUUUAUACUUAGAAUAUAUACUGCCUAUGUCCUGCACUUAGCUGCCAAUGCUAGGUCCAAAUAUUGGCUUACAAUAAAAUAUAAUAGUUGAAAUCAAAUUAAGAUGCUGGCUGGAUAUAAAAGAACAUAGAUAAAUAAAAAAAUAAAAUAAAAAAUGUAUCAUAGAUUAAAUUUGAAAAAAGAACACUCUGCACAACCUAUAAAAAGUGCGCUCUCUUGAUAUUAAUAUUCUUGAAAGCGGCUUGAGCGUAGCUCAAUUAAUGCGUCCAUUUAAUAAUACACAUGUGGGGAUUCAAUUUUAGAAAUUUUAAAAAAUUAAAAAAAAAUUUCGUUCUAACUAAAAGGGUUGUCAAUUUUUUUUUUUCACAUUUUACGGUAAAAAUUGAUCUUGGCAAAAUGUAAUAAUUGGAAAAAAAUAUCUCUACUUGAUGAACUUUAUCAUUUAUAGUUAGUUUCAGACAUAGCAUUGGUAUCUUAUGGGACAAUCCCUUCCGACUUUCUCUUUGGACUGUAUUGUUUAUCUCAUCUGUCACUAAUUAUAAACUAUAUUUAUAGUCCAUAUUCUACCUCACUUCUAGUAUAAUUUGUCAAUUAUAAUAAUUUUAUUUUUGUCAAUUCUGCUGUAAAAAAGAAUGUAUGAAAGCUUUCCUUACGCUGCGACGUUCUACCAAAAAAAACUUAUAUUAAUGCAUUUCAAAUUUAAGCAGAAGUGAAAUAAAUUUUAAUAAUAAACAAAUAUUUUUUUAAUAUUUGCCUAAAGUUAUGAACUUAUCAUUGAGACAACCCUAACAUGAGAUGAUUUUUUUAUAUUUAUUUGAUCACUAAGCUAACCAGAUGGUUUUAUUACAAUUUUUAUCAUCUGUUUUAUUCCCUUCUAAUAAAUAAUAUUAUUAAAAAUUAAAAUUGACAUAAGUUUUUGUAUAUUAAACAAGAAUUUGUUGAUAAAUGUGUUUUACCUGCAUUUCAUGUAAACCCUUUUAUGUCCAUGGUACUGCUCAUGUCUAUAGGCGACGGUUGCCACUUUCCAUCAGGUGGGCCGUCGGCUUGUUUACCAUUCUAAGUUGUAUAAAAAAAAAACCUUUGUUCUUAAUAACUAUUAAUUGCUUUUUAUUGAUUUACUUCAAUUUAUCGAUAUAUAAUUAAAAUAAUACAAAAGUCAGGUUAAAUGAGAAAUGACUUAACAUAAUGGUAUGUUCAUAACUUAACUGCUUCGCUUAAAUACGACAUAUAAAGUAAUGGGAUGUCAUUAUUAUGGGUAACUCUAUUUAUUUAUAGUCUAGGUCGACGCUCAUUGCAAAGAUCUUUGAAGCGAUAUCAUAGACUAAUCUAUCGGUAGAUACGCCAUCGCUGGCAUGUACGAGAAUGAAUGAGACGGCAACAUUUAGCGUCCUCUUCUCUAUCUUAUAUGUGCAGUAUCGAAAACGUAUCUACCGAUGAUUCGUUUACUUGAUAUAUAGACAGAAUAACAUUUUAUCUCGGCGGAAUAGGGAGCAAACAGUGUUUACUUAUGUUAAUUAAUUCAGAUAUAUUAAAUAAAUAAAUAUUUAUUUAUUUAAAAUUUAUAUAAUUUGCUCAAAUUUAAAUGGUACGCAUUGGACCUUUUAGCAAAAACAAAUGUUAUUAUAGAUCCGAAUCUUGAGGUGAAACUUAUUCGAUUGAUAUAUUAAAAAAAAAAUAAUAAAAAAAAAACAUUUAAAAAUGUUAAGUUUGCAAUAUUAUUAUAUAAAUAAGUUUUAUCUAAAGAUCGGUUAAUGUUAUUGGUAUAGCAGUCUAUCUUAUUCGUUGUGUAGCGUAUUUUUUUUUUUAAUUAAGUUUACUUUUUAAAUAUUUUCCCAUUAAUCAUGUGAGGUGUAAAAUAUUUUCUGAAUUAACACGAAAAUUGAUAAAAAAAAAUCUCACAUAGUGUAAACUAAACACAAGCGUGUAUUUUUUUACACGUCAGUAAUUUUUAAAAGCAUAUAGUCAGGGUCCUAUCCAGGGGCGCGCCAGGCAAUUGCCCAGACCGGCAAAAAAAAGGUGCGCAAAAUAGAGUGACCACCAAAAAUGGGGAGUACUCAGGCUGCAUUAUGCCUGUAAGUGUAUUUUUUAAAAAUCAAUAUAAUACAAUGCAAGGUGUCAUUGUAAAAGGCGGUUAUUAUGUUUGCCCGGCACGGCGGAAUGUUUAAAUCAGGCCCUGUCUAUAAUAAUAUUGCCUAACAUAAAUAUAUAAUGACGUGACAUUACUUUGAAAUUACUAUACCGACGUUUACACACUAGUUAAUUUUAAAAUUUCCCGUCGUUGUAUAUAUAUUUUUAACAUACUAUCCGGAUUUAACGCGAAUUAAAAAAUUACAGGCAAAUAGUACCUACAUACCUGAGGGUCUACCAUGAAAUGAAAUUCCGAAGUUUGUAACUCAAUUUCGUGUUUUUGGUCAUAACAAAAUCGACCUAAAAAUAAGCUUAACAUGUCUUUAGUCAUAAAUCCUACCACAAAAGUUCAAAGGAACGAUAUUUUAGCAUUUUUAAUAUUUUUAACCGGUAUGUUUCACGUAAUUUUAACAAGAAAUUUGUAUUUCUUUCUAAUCCGAAAUUUCGAGAAACAUUUCCAUGGCGGUCCAUCUGAUUUUUAUUGCCUACGUUUCGACGUGGAUUGCACCACGUCGUAAUCACGACAGGACUGAAGUGAGCGGCUAGUUCGUCGAGCAGUUUGCGUACGGUCACCACGUGGUACAAUCAACGUCGAAACGUCGGCAAAAAAAAUCAGGUAUGUAGGUAUUAUUUAGCUGCAAAUUUUCGUCGCGAUAAAUAAGGAUAGUGUAUUUAAAAUAUUAAUACACUAAUGUAUAAACUGUAAUCCGCUAAAUAUAAUUAUAAUAACAAAUAACGAUGUAAUUGGAUGUAUAAUCAAGUAUCAUGUAACAUUUUGUACAACGCCUAGGCCUUAGCUGGUCAACCAAUUAAAUAUAUAGCCCGUAAUCUAGAACAAUUUGGCUUAGUCGCGAUCUAGGCACAUUCACGUGUUAUUUAACUUGUAAUAAGUGAUUUUAAGUUGAAAUUUUAAAAGGUUCUAUAAAAAUAAUCAUAAUAGACAAUGGGGCUGAAUCUGGAAUGUCUCUGAACCUAUCUCUUAAUCUAUAUUUUAAUUUAAUAAUUUCGCAAAAUUAUUGUUUUAUAGAGACCAUCGUAAACUUUAAAAUUGUUUAUUUAAAUAUUAUAAUUAAUUAAAUGUUUACAAUUGAAUUACUGUAAAGUGCACAAUUCGCGGCUAAGCCCCUAGUGAGUAAACUUAGAUAGAACGUGCUUCGUGACAUUGCCUUGGAUUCAAUAAAAUAAGAUAGAGCAAACGGUAUUUGCGGGUACCUGUAACUGUGAUGGACAGAUGUUACUACUUGGUAAUAAUAAUACUAAUAGGUCACCAGUGUAUGAUCGUAUUUAUUAGCUGAACUACCGAACUUACUUAAACGAAAUUUAAUAGACACCUAAUUUAUUCAAUACAUUUUUACUUCACAUUAAUUACUUGUUGAUUAUACAGUCUUAGGUUAUAUAGAUAAAGCCUCGAGUCUCAAAAACGGGUCAACUUUUUGUCAGCUAAUUGUCAAAUUAGCUGACAUGUUUCUUUUUUUUAUCUGUGUUCUAUAUACUUACGCAUAAAAUGUAUUUCGACGUAUUUUUUAAUAAAUAAAAUGAGUAUUUACGUAUUAAAAAGAUGCAGAAAUUAUAAGACAAAAUAAAUAUAGAAGUUGUAAAGAAUUACUUCUAAGUAUUUAUCACGCAAAAUUGUCUGAUAAAGUUGACUCGCUUUUCUCGAAGCAUUUUUAUGGAGACACUCUAUCUAUAUAAUCUAAGUAUACAGAAUAUAAAAAAAAAUACAAAUACAUUAUAGGUAUUAUUUUUGUAGUUUUUACCUAUUAGAUACACAUACAUACACACAUAUCCGUCACGCCUGUCUCCCAUUGCACUAGGCAGAAACAAUGGAACGCCAAAUGCUCCAAUUCAAACAGACCUCUUUCACUUCAUCCACAUUCAUCAAUCUUUUCAUACACGUUCGCCGAUUACGGGUACUUUCAAUUUGGCCCUUCUUCAGCACGUCGCCUAUUUGGUCGACAUUCGUCCGUCUAGGGCGGACUGACGUCUCCAUUCAUUCGUGCUUGAUAAAUCUCGUAAUUCUUUCAUCCAUCCUCUCCAAAUAGCCAAACGAAGCAACAUUCCCUUUUCGAUCUUUGUCACUACACCAUUUUACAGCCACACGUCACAGGGGUGCGGUGAUAUAUGACAAUAUAUAUAUAUAUUGCUAUAUAUCACACCGCACCCCUAAUUCCGAUAUAUAAUUAUUUAUAAGAACAGAAGGUUGUGAAAUUUAUCAAUGAAAAAAAAUUGGAUCUAUGCAACUAUGCAUUUCUUCAAAUUCACAUGUAAAAUACUGCACAUAAUAAUAAUAAUAAUAAUCCUUUUAAGUAAUGUCUGUCCAUCAUUAUUACAGUUAACGCGUUAUAGCACUCUCAAACUAGUUAGUUUUAACUUAGAUAAUAUUAACCAUUUUGGUGCAUCACUAAACAAAUAUAACUACUGUGGGCUAAAUUCUGAAACCCAUUUUAAAGUUGUAUGACAUUUCUGAAAAAAUCAAUUCAUAUAAUAUAAAAAAAUUAAUAGAUAUUUAAAAAAUUGGUUAAGAAAUUGUGAUAUUGUAUUGCUUUGAAAGAGGACAAGGAUUAUUAACAUAAUGGGCAGGUUUGUUUUAUUUUAAAAUUAAUUGAUAAAGCUUUAUUAAUUAUUAAAUUAAUUAAUUGAUAAAUUAGAUUAAGAUUAAAGAUUAAUAAAGCCCAAGAGGUUUAAGUGGUACUAAAAAAUCCAGUUUUUAUAUAUAUAUAAAGUAAGCCGUAUAUAAUUGUUUCUUAACCACAUCAGAAUAUCUGUACAUGUAUGCCGCAGCAAUACAAAUGGGUCAUAGCUCAGUGGGAAUAUUAUUGUUUAGUGUUGCACCCAUAAUGGUACAGUCAGCGGUAAAAUUAGUUGAACGCGUCGUUCACAAUCUAAACAUCCGAAUGCUUCGAACAUAGAAUCGAUUAAUUUGCACUUAAGCUAUAGUUCCUAUACGAAUUGUGUAGUUAUUGUAGAUAAUACACGUGGGGGUCAGUAUGGAACAAAUAAUGGUGCUGGUGUUAAUUUCUGUACACUUGUAAAUUCACAGCUUCCGCUUAUCUAUUGUGAAGUCAUGUAUUCAUGAAUUCAUGUUCAUGAUAUGAGCAUGUAACAUGUUCAUGGUACAAACAUGUAACAUGUUCAUGGUACAAACAUGUAACAUGUUCAUGGUACAAACAUGUAACAUGUUCAUGGUACAAACAUGUAACAUGUUCAUGAUACAGACAUGUAACAUGUUCAUAUAAAAUAAAUAGUAUACAUGUUAGUCGAAAAAAGAAUCUAUUACACGUGGCAGCGUGGUCGAAUAUUACUUGCAUAUCUUGAUGGGUACACCAUCCCUACAUAUAAAACAACUUCCUCCAGGGAAAAUCAACUUAAUAUCAUCGACUCUGUUCCUUGGGGAUAGUUGUUAACUUUCAUGAAUUUUUACGACUAACUUUGUAUAUUUAAUGCAAUUUAUGAUUAUUAAUGAAAUAAAAAAUAUACAUGUUUUAUUUUUACUCGUUAAUUUGAAAAAUAUAUAAAUAAUAAUUAUAUAUAUUUUCUUUAAUACUUAGAAUGGUAACCAUUGCCUUUGGGUGUGAAUAACACUACAUUUGCCAUAUAUAUUGUAUUUAUAAUAUAUUAAAUUUAGAUUAACAAGAAAACUGUAAUUUUUUAGUUGACGAUUUGUUUCGUAUAUUCAAUCCUAUACAGUUUUAAAUAAAUUUAAAAAUAAAUAAUAGGAUUUAUUAUAGUAAAUUACUACAUAUAUUGAGAUUCUGUUUUUUCCUUUUUUGUACUGUAUCACAUGAUGUUUGAAUUCUUAUUCGCAUGACGCGUUAACGUCCAGUCCACUAAUAACAAAUUCAUGAAUACAUGACGUCGUAAGCUUCGUUUAACAGAGCUUGGAGUUUACGUAAUAUCAUAUUAAUUGUGUCAAUUAUGAAGUAACAAAUCUUCAAUAAUUCCCCCCCCCCCCCCCUUAUAUUGUUGUGUAAUUUUAACGUCGAUUGACCAAUUGUUUUAGUCGUUGGUGUUGUUCAAAUUAUUGUAUAUUUGUUGUGGUAUAGUGCGGUACACACGCCCUAGCAUUAUAACGAGUCAUCGUCAUCGUAUCAGCUUUUAACUGCACACUGCUCAACAUAAGCCUCCCUCUUGCAGAGUUUUGCCACUAGUUGCCAAACUUGGCAGGCGGGUUAGCAACUGCAGUUAGGCUUUAGAGAUGUUUUAAGAGCGACGCUGCUGCUCAACCCUCGCCCUUUAACAAGUAUUUAUUUCAUAAAAACAUUGAACCUCUUUUAAACCUAGUUUAGCUAUUAAACUGUUUUGUCUCUUUCCUAUAUUACGCACACAUUACACCACAUGUGUAGUGUUGCAGGCGUCCAUAGGCUCCAGUGAUCGUUUACCAUCAGACGGGCUGUAUGCUAGUUUGCCACCGUUUGGUAUGUAUUUGUGUUUUUAUACCAGUUUGGUAUAAAAAAUAUGAUAAAAAAAAAAAAAACAAUAUAAGAACUUUGUCAUUACCUAUUCAAAUCAAAUAAAGUAUUCGAUUCUAUGCUAAAUUCCCAUUUUUUUAAAAAACAGACAAAACUUUGUAAUUAUUAAAAUAGGUUUGUAGAAGGUCUUAGUUUUUUUUUUUUAUGAAUUAAAAUAAAAUUGAUUCUUAUUUUAAAAAAAAAUUACUACUCAAAUUAUUAUGUCCGCCUGUACAAGGUGAUAUUAAAAUCGUAACCAUUGAAGGCAGUGUCCUACCAGCAAAACUGAACACGUUCAAAGACACGUGGAUCUCGCAUUGACUUAAUUUAACCAGCUGGUUGCGCUGAAUUGGACUCGGCUAGUUAAAUCAGUAUGAGAGAUUCAAAAUUUUUUGACGUUUUUAAUUCUUUAACCGACUUCAAAAAAAGAGGUUCUCAAUUCGGUUAUUUGUUAUCUCCUUACUUAAUUAUAAAUCAAUUUUGGAAAAUUCUUCUUUUAUCUGAAAGAUAUAUACAGAUUAUUACAGAUUGUAGUAGUUAAUUUAGAAAUCAAAAUAAUUGAUUUUGCCACCACAAAAAUAACCAACUAUUUUUGUGAGACAAAAUCUAUCUGAGACUAAAUUUCUGCCCUAAAACAUAAUCUAAAGCAUGAGUAAAUUUCUCGGUUUUCGAAUCGUGUCCCUUUAGAAACGAUAUUCAAUUUCACUAGCAGGACAUGCCCUUGUUAAGGUUACUAUUCAUUCGAUUCUCUCUGUAUAUAAUUAUUUAAUUUUUCCUUAUAUAUAUAAGGAAAAAGUCCCAUAUCUUGUCUUCUCCAUCUCGAUUCAGUCAGUUAAUUACAAAACCCAAGAAAGAUUUGAUUAAUUUAUGUCGUGUGUAUAUAAAUUAUUAUAUAUCUAUCAGGGGUUCCCAAACUUAUUUUGUCUAUUUAUUUAUUUAUUUAUACUUUUGCACACAUUGGAAAAUGUCUACAGGGCGGACUUAAUGCCUGCUUUUUUUUAAUGCAAAUUUAAAAAAAUUACUACCCACUUUGAGAAUAAAUUAUUUUUUAGCGCCCCCAUUUUUUUCACUUGCUUAAAAACCACUAUUACUUCAAGAUCAACAAAUCACCCCCCUAGCCUCUACACAACGCUCCCCUUUUUUUUUCUUGGUCUCUUACCCUUUAGACCUGCAGCGCCCACAAGGGUGCGUUAUCGCCCACUUUGGGAAAAGCUAGUCUACACAAUGACAAAAUGUUUUAGAAGAGACUGAAAGUAACGUGAUCAUUUGAGUAAACUAUGAUAAUUCACCUGGAUCUCUUUAUUCGGACUCUAUUUUAUCAUAGUUUUCCUAAAUGUUAACAUUAAUUCCUGUCUCUUAUAAAAAUUAAAACAUGUAGCGUAAUCUAAAAGGUAAAACAUACAGGGCGUGUGUAACCAUAUCUAUAUAAUGAUAUGUUUUAAAAACGAACUGAUCGGUGUGUCAGUGUGAUUUGCUUCUGAACGCUGGGAACAAAGUAUUACUGAGACGGUAUUGUGUCGUGAGUACGGCUCGUUGGAACAUCUCUAUUAAGUGUUAUUAAUUUUUAAAACAAUACUGUACAUUCGUUUAAAACUUUAAGUAAAUCUCGAAAUUUAUUAUAGUGAACCGGAAAGGUUUAAAUUUCACAUUUUAAUGUAAGAAUGUAUUUUUAAAAGAAAUACGUCUCGUUAUAUUAAAUGAUAAUAAUUUGGCAAGAGUCUAAAUUAAAUUCUAGUUGUAUUUUCAAUUAAGUAAACCUUAGUAUAUAAUCGACUGCACAUAUAAAUAAAUAUAUACAUUGAAGAGUAUUGUAGAAAAUUAACUAUAUAUAUAAUUAAUUUUGUUUGACAAUAUUUAAAUUAAAAUGAGAAUCAUUUCAAAUUAAAGAAUUCUAUAUAUAUAUAUAUAUAUAUAUAUAUAUAUAUAUAUAUAUAUAGUUAAAUAUUAAUUCCUUACAAAUAUUUAAUUCACGCAUGUGUCGUCCACUGCCGAAUAUAAUUACUAUAUUCUUAUAUCAUACAUUUAUUAUUACAUUGUAACAUACAUUUUUACAUGACAUAACUUUUACUUUGAAAUCGACAUCAUUAGCAUUCUAUUAAGGGAGUUUUCUAUACAGUAACACUGGAAAGAGAAAAAGGUGGGCUAAAAACGACAAAAAAAAAUAUUUAAUCUUUCAAACACACUAACUUAAAAGGUAUAGAGGUUCAAUAUUUUCUAUGUCUUCAAAGAAUCUCAGCCUACGCAGGAUAAAAUCGAAAUAGCCUCUUUCAAAAGAGGUGUUCUACCAGCGAAACUGAGUAUUUUCACAAACGAAACGUGGGUCGAAAAAUGACAAACAAUUUUAAGCCUUCCAUAUUAUGGCGAUGUGUUUUGCUGUUGAAUUAAUAUGGGAGACUCAACAUUUUUGUCGUCUUAGAAUGUUUUUGAUUCGUCAAAUUUCUAUCUUAAUAUGUUACAUAAUAGAUAUGUACCAUUAUCAAUUUCGAUUUCACCUAUAUAUUGUUCAAUAAGGCAAUUGAAGCCAGAUUCGCUCUAUAAUGCCACUUUCGGUAUAGUCAUUGCAAACAAUUCGAGAUUGAUUGGAACGGUACUCAAUUGAAUUUUGAAUACACAUUUAAUUAUGUACAUUUUAAUAUAGAUAUCAAAUCAUAACUAUAUUGUACCCAAGUGGACUUAUCCCUUGAAGGGAUUUUUUCCAGUCAGCCUUGAGAACCCGGAUUAUCUAUAGGGUUUGUAAAUAAAGCAAAAAUAAUAGAAUUCAUGUACUUACUCGUUAUAUGAGCAUUGUAAGUACUCUAGGUUUUUUUUUUGAUGAGUGAAAAUGGCAUUGUAACCCCGCCUGCACUAACGAGAUACGCUGGCGGAGCACCAGUGAAGGGUGAUAGAUUAGAGUGAAAACAGGCCAGUUAGCAGCCCAUCAUGAUGAAUUCAUUAGGAAUUAACCAUGAUAGUUUCCAGGGAGAACCGCGAGGAGAUCGACCUGGUUAGGUAUAUUGCUAGCAAUAGGAUUCUCAGUCUCCAUUACUAACAAUCCCUUUCCCCCCAGUACUCUAGGUUAUGUUCAUGAAUGUAUUAAAAUAAAUAAUUAAAUAAUAUACAUAUUGUUUUUUACAAAACAUUGAAUCAGACUAAGAGUGGCACUAUACUGUGAAUCUGGCCUAACGCUGUUAGCUUCUCAUGUACUUAUAUAUGCAACCGAUUGUACUAUUUUAACUGUUUUAAGAAGGCAACCUUCGUCAUUUUUUAGUCAUUUACGCAUACUUUGGCUCGAUCGCGUAGUAAUGGGUCGGUACCACGCUUAGUACAAACUAAGGAUUGGGCAAUAUGUUGGUGUUAAUUUAGUUUGUAACUGAAUUAGAUGUAUAUAAUUGUAGUUAGCGAAGCAGUGUUACUUGGAACAUACAUAUAUUUAUUAUAAUUUAAUAUUUAAUAAUUAUUUUUUUGUAUAAUUUUCUCUUUAUAUUAUUUUUUAUGUACAACUAAUGUAUAGAUAAUAUUCAAUGUUAACGGGUUCAUAAGUAACACUGCAUGUUCAAUAAACAAUUUUUAGAGUAUAAAUGCACUCAUUCAUGUGAUAUUUAAAACAAAAUGCCGCGUCUCACUAUUUGAUAUUUUCAAACUUCAAUUGUAUACAAUUUGACGUUAAUAUUUAAAAGGUCUAUAAAAUGUUUACUUAUACACCAUAUAUACUAAAUGUAUUAAAUAAAAUGAAUGCACAAAUCAUAUGUAUGUACUUGGUAACGUCACUGAACUGUCUUGUCAUUUCAAUAAUUGUAAAUAUAAUUUUAUUUUCUAUAAUAAUUGUAACACAAUUUAUGGAUCUGUUUCUACAAAUCAUUUAUUUCGAAUUUAGAGAGAGGUACAAAAAUUUUUGAAAUCUCCCCUCGGUUACCAAGUGAUCAUAUAUAAUUAACGUCAAAUUGUGCGAACCUCAAAUAUGAAUUGCUUACGUUUCACCGGUGUUAUAAUACUGAUAAAAACAACCUGUGAUAGGAAAGUGUAGUCACCAAUGUUAUUCAUAUUGGUUGCUUGAAAAAUACGAAAUGUAUAUAUUAUUUAUUUAUUUAUUUUCAUUGAAUGUGGUAAGUACAAAUGGAGUAUCUUGAUCUUGAGAUUGUCUACGGUCAUUUACAUUGGUUAAUUUAUUUAUCUCUAAGUGAAAAUUUGUAUUCUUCUUCCACGCAUGUUUAGUUAAUGAAAAACAUAGUAAGCAAUAAAAUGCAAUCCAUAAUAGAACCGUUUUUAGAUAUUAUAAGAAUAUAUCCUCGAUAUUAUAUAUAUUUUUACUUUAUAUGAGAAAUAAACUACCCACAAUUGUUAAUAUAAAAUUGAUUCAAGUUGUAAUUUGUUAGUUUAUGUCAGAAUAUAAGUAAAAUUUAUAUAAGUAAUGUUACACCUAUCUACUUUCUAUAAAUAACACUAAAUAAUCCUAUCUAGUUACGACGGUUUCUCACCAUAUCGUUAUUUUUCAAACAACCAUAAGCACUAACUAACUGGGAGCUGUAAUCGGUCACUUUGCCUUGUAAUGUAGAGAAGCGAGAGCUUCGUAGGGACAGCUAGGCUGUGCUAACAUCUAAUGUUUCUUCAAUAAACUAUUAUAAGUUACCGAAA
Messenger RNA from Galleria mellonella (greater wax moth), 13954 nucleotides. Its product is annotated as zinc finger-containing ubiquitin peptidase 1-like. The record is from RefSeq and is a predicted model, not a curated record. The transcript has 16 exons. NCBI's taxonomy places the organism in Eukaryota, Metazoa, Arthropoda, Insecta, Lepidoptera, Pyralidae. The coding region runs from base 454 to 2658 and encodes 734 amino acids.